Messenger RNA from Phytomonas sp. EM1, 1452 nucleotides. The record is from the annotation of a GenBank genome assembly. Lineage: Eukaryota; Euglenozoa; Kinetoplastea; Trypanosomatida; Trypanosomatidae.
AUGUCUUGUGAUACUCACCUUUCUCAAUCAAAAGGAGCCGAAACCAACCAAAUGGAGGAUGUUGACCGUGAACUUGGUUAUCCGCUCCCAACCGAAUUGCCGUAUGAUGGCUCCCAUGAAUUUACCAGUGACAAAAAUGUUCAACUGGACCACAACAUCCUCGGCAAGGACGGCGCUCAAGCAACGUCCGAAAAUGUGUAUUACCAGAGGCCCAAAAACUUCUUCGCCCGUGCCUUUAACUACAUCAUCCCACACGGAAGCAUCCUCUCCGGCAGCUUCAAUCUCGCGAGCAUCACUCUCGGGGCGGGCGUUCUGUCGCUGCCCUACGCAUUCAGCAUCGGGGGCAUCGUCAUGGCCACCCUCUACCUCCUUAUCUUCACGGCCUUCACCGUUCUUUCGGUUGUGUUGAUCGUGGAGGCCUCCGAGAGGACGGGCCUUCGGAGCUUCGAAAAGCUCGCGUUGGGGCUCUUCGGCCGGGGCGGCAAUAUCUUCGCGGCCCUCGUCAUGUGGCUACUCUGCUUCGGCGGUGCGACCGGCUUCAUUAUCGCCGUCGGCGACAUCUUUAAAGUCCUUAUGAAUCAUGACAGUAUCCCCGACUUCUUCAAGAGCUCGAAUGGCCGGCGCUGCCUGCAGUGUUUGGUGUGGGUCUUCUUCAUGCUCCCCGUGGCGCUGCCGAAGUACAUCAACUCCCUGCGCUACGUGUCCGCCGUGGGGGUGUCCUUUGUGUUCUUCUUCGUCUUCUGCGUUACCGGCUACUCCAUCGAGAGUUGCGUGAGGAACGGGCUGCCCGAGGGUCUGAUGAUGGCGCGGACCGGCAAUACGGCCGUCGUAGCAUUGGCCAUCUUCAUCUUCGCCUUCAUCUGCCAGUGCAACUGCCUGAAGAUCUACUACGAAAUGCAUCACCGAACGGUCGCCCGCAUGGCACUCAGCGCCGCGCUCAGCUGCUGCAUCUGCAUGGUCAUGUACUUCCUCAUCGGGUUCUUUGGGUACGUGUACAUCGGUCCCAAAAUAGACGGAAACAUCAUUCUGUACAUCAACCCAUACGAGAAUUACAUUUUCUUUAUCUGUUUCGCCGGCAUGAUCAUAAAGCUCGUCGCCUCCUUCGCACAAACUAUGAUGGCAUGCCGCACGGCGCUCUUCCAGGUGAUGAACUGGGACGUGGAGACGAUGCCGUACUGGAAGCAUACGAUUUUCGCGGGUUCCUUUGCGACGGCAGGGCUAAUAUUGGGUCUCUUCGUACCCAAUGUAAGCAUGGUCUUUGGCCUGGCUGGUGCCCUAUGCGGCGGCUUCAUCGGCUUUGUCCUCCCAGCCCUCUUUGUGAUGUACGCGGGAGGUUGGUCGCUGAAAUCUGAGGGUUUGUUUAUGUACAUCGCCACAUACAUAUUGCUCCUCUUCGGCGUUGUUGGCAUCGUGUUCGGCACUACAUGUACCAUCUAUGGUAUGGUACAGUAA